Oreochromis niloticus (Nile tilapia) is the source of this 2671-nucleotide messenger RNA. It is a transcript of the gene alkbh2, whose product is annotated as alkB homolog 2, alpha-ketoglutarate dependent dioxygenase. Gene Ontology annotation, molecular function: broad specificity oxidative DNA demethylase activity; cytosine C-5 DNA demethylase activity; ferrous iron binding. The transcript is spliced from 4 exons. Gene Ontology annotation, biological process: DNA alkylation repair. NCBI's taxonomy places the organism in Eukaryota, Metazoa, Chordata, Actinopteri, Cichliformes, Cichlidae. The record is from RefSeq and is a predicted model, not a curated record. Bases 794 to 1609 code for a protein of 271 amino acids.
UGUUUGUAGAACGAAACAAAACGUCCACGAAAUGAUGACCAGAAAGCCUCCUAUUUAAAUCAGUUUUGAGUCAUGUUUCAUGCAAAAUAACUGAGCAGAUUUUCUGCUGUUCUUCUUUCCGGUAAACUAAACAUGCACUCACCGGCCACUUUGUUAGAUAAACCGGGUCAACUGCCCAUAAUGCAAGUCGGUCAGUCGCGUCACAUAAUAGAAUUUUAGUGCAUUUAGAAAUGCAGACAUAGCGAGGAAGACCUUUUGAAGUCCAAACUGAGCACCGUAGUGGGGGGAAAGGUGAACGUGGCAUGGUUUUUGGUGACAGACAAGUUGUUCUGAGUAUUUCAGAAACUGCUGAUCUGCUGGGAUUUGACCACACACCCAUCGUUAGUGUUUACAGAGCAUGGUCUGAAGAAAAGAAAAAUAUCCAGUGAGCAGAAGCUCAGUGGACGAAAAUGCCUUGUUGAUGUCAGAAGACAAUGACCAGACUACUUCCAGCUCAUAGGAAGGCUACAGGAAGUCAAAUAACCACUUGCUCACAACAGCUGAAGCUUGACGCAAACGGGCUACAGCAAGCGAGGAUAAAAUGUGCACCAAAAUUGGAUAAAGAUCAUUAGAACAUUAGAAAAACGCUGCCUGGUCUGAUAAGUCUGGAUUUCUGCUGCAACAUCAGAUGGCAGGGUCAGAAUAUGGAGUAAAGAACAUGAAAGCAAUGAUCAGUCCUGCUUUGUAUCAAAGGUCCAGGCGGCAGGUGGUGUAAUGCUGUGGAGGAUAUUUUCUUGGUAUUAAAAAUCCACCAAUGGAAAAGUUUGUGAUUCAGGAUCGGAACAAACGUCGCUGCACCAGUGAAACUCCAGCAGGAAGUCUGAGAAAAAAGAUUAAACAGGAAAGAGACGAGAAAAUGAAGGAGGAAGACUCUGAAGAUGAUGAGGAUGCAGCCUUUGCAGAGUUCUCCAAUCCCGUUCCCUGGCAAAAAAUAGAAGCAGAGGGACUAGACUGUGAUUAUGCACUGCUUUUCUCUAAAGAGGAGGCAGACCGCCUUUUUACACAGCUGGAGGAGGAGGUGGUGUAUGCAACAGGUGAAGAGUCAAAGGUCCAGGUGUAUGGAAAGGUGUACAACAUACCGAGAAAGCAGGCCACGUAUGGAGAUGCAGGCCUAACUUACACUUAUUCUGGGGUGAGGCGUUUAGCCUGCCCAUGGACUCCAACUUUGGAAUACAUUCGAGACACUGUCACCAAAACGACGGGACAGACAUUUAACUUUGUCUUGAUCAACAGGUACAAAGAUGGGCAGGAUCACAUGGGCGAGCACCGUGACGACGAGAAGGAGCUGGACCCCCGCUGUCCCAUCGCGUCGGUCUCUCUGGGAGCAACACGGGACUUCGUCUUCAAACACAGAGACUCACGAGGAAAGCAGAGCCGCCGACAGAUUGAACCUGUGAAGCUGGAGCUCGCUCACGGAAGCCUGCUCCUCAUGAACCCGCCGACCAACACCUUCUGGUACCACAGCCUCCCUAUGCGCAAGAAGAUCCUCCUGCCUCGCAUUAACCUCACAUUCAGGCGCAUUCUGCUGGACAGCAAGCGUGAGAGCAAGACGAAGCCGGAUGUAAAUUAGGGACAUGGCCAUGUGCACUGCUGAGCAACAGCUACUAACAGCACAGCUCCAAUUUAAGCAACUUGACACUCUGGAGGAAGACUUACUUUUUUUUCAGUGAAUCAGCAUUUAACUUUACUCACCUCAUAUUCAUGUUUCUGUUUGAAAAGAAGGCAACGACUUCAGAUCAAUAAAUGUAAACAGUUAAGUUGACUUGUGAGAUUGUUUGUUCUCAUUGAUUGGACUGCUGCUGCUAUGUGGUGUAUUUACUGUGUACUUUAGAAGCUCUGGAAAGUAAAGGUUGCAUUUAAAGGAAAGGUAUGUAAACAAUGAAAAUGUACUUCUUAGUGGAUUAUGAGGUUGGUCCAAAUGUAGACUGGUUUAAUCAGACUUCUCUUUAAUGGGUUUAAUGGGUAUGGGGAGAGGGGUGCAUGAGUUCAGCAUCAGUUUGUUCCCUGGAUAUGGAAAUAUUUGUUGAUACAGGAGCUUUUUUUUGAUGUUCCAGAGUUGUCAGAUUCCAAGGUUAUAUACACUCGCCAAUUUAUUAGGUUGGACCCCUUUUACCUUCAGAGUAGUCCCCAGAUAUUUUGGUCCAUGUUGACAUGACAGCAUCAUGUAGAUCCAUGAUGCAAAUUUUCUGUUCCACCACAUCCCAAAGGUGCUCUAUUAGAUUGCUGCCACAAUCAUUAGAUGGCAAAUUUUGGUAAGACUGUACCAAUUGUAGCCUCAAUUUUCUAUUGUUAGCUGAAAGGAGUAGCACCCAGUGUGGUCACCUGCUGCUGUAGCCCAUCUGCUAGGAGGUUCCAACAUUCAGAGAUGCUCUUCUGCAUGCCUUGGUUGUAACACGUGGUUGAGUUAUUGUUGCUUUCCUAUCAGCUGGAAGCUGUCUGGACAGUCUUCUCUGACCUCUAGCACAAAAUAUCCAGUGAGCUGCAGUUCUUUUUCAGACCACACUCGGUAAACCAUAGAGAUGAUUGUGUGGGAAAAGUCCAAGUAGAUCAGCAGUUUCUGAAAUAGACCAGCCCACCUGGCACAAUCAACAAUGCUACAUUCAGAAUCACCUUUGUUCCCUAUUCUGAUGUA